Messenger RNA from Coffea arabica (coffee), 756 nucleotides. RefSeq lists its product as uncharacterized. The record is from RefSeq and is a predicted model, not a curated record. Lineage: Eukaryota; Viridiplantae; Streptophyta; Magnoliopsida; Gentianales; Rubiaceae.
AUGGCCAAGAAACUGGUUUGUGUAAUAAGAGAUCAUCCUAAUAUGACCAGCAAAGGUGUAAAGGUAGAGUUGAGGAAGUAUGGUGUGAAGCCAAGUAAAAUGCAGGUUUUUAGAGAUAAGAACAAAGCACUUGCUGAGAUAGAAGGCACAAAUGGAUUCAUGGAAGGUUGCAGGCCUUUUUUGGGGUUUAAUGGAUGUUUCUUGAAGGGUCCAUUUGGAAGUGUACUUCUCACAGCAGUUGCUUUCGAUGCAAACAACAACAUAUUUCCAAUAGCCUUUGCUGGAUUAAAUCUAGCUUAUGAGGAGAUAUUUACUGAUGCAACUGGAAGCCAUUGUUGUAGGCAUAUAUGCAGCAAUUUCAAGGUUCAAUUUCCAGAUAUCAUAGCAGUUUCUUUUGGAAGGCAGCUAAAAGUUAUGAUAUAUCUGGAAUUCCAUGCAAACAUACAACACCAGGAAUUAUGUACAGGACAGAAGUUGGAGUCUUACUGUGAAACUUGGUUCACAAAGAACAUGUACUUGAAGGCAUACUCUGCAAUGAUUCAUCCUAUUCUUCAUGUAAAAAGGUGGCCUCCUAUACUUGAAGUGCUCCCAAAAACAGCGUUGCCACCUCCUUUGAGAAGAGCUCCUGGUAGACCAAGAGUGAAUCGAAUGAGGGAAGCUAAUGAAGGAGCUUCUUCUUCACAAGCAAAAAGGUCAAGUACUCUCAAGUGUGGAAAUUGUGGAGCUUUUGGUCAUAAUAAAAGGACUUGCAAAUGA